This is a messenger RNA of Aaosphaeria arxii CBS 175.79, 857 nucleotides long. Its product is annotated as Isochorismatase hydrolase. The record is from RefSeq and is a predicted model, not a curated record. The transcript is spliced from 2 exons. Lineage: Eukaryota; Fungi; Ascomycota; Dothideomycetes; Pleosporales. Bases 1 to 690 code for a protein of 229 amino acids.
AUGACCGCAUUCCGGCCUGCUCUAGUUAUCGUCGAUGUCCAAGAAGACUUCUGUCCUCCGAGUGGAGCGCUCGCCGUUCAGGAUGGCCGGGACAUCGUUCCUGCUAUCAAUGAACUCUUGUCCCUCGACUUCGUACUCAAAGUAGCGACGAAAGACUUCCACCCUCCAGAUCACGUCUCCUUUGCUUCGAAUCAUACCGAGCCGAAUAAUAAGCCUUUUGAAUCUCUCAUCACGAUUCAGAAUCCUCUCAAUCCGGAAGAAACGCAAGAGACUCGCCUUUGGCCGGAUCACUGCGUACAGGGGACGAUGGGCUCCGAGCUACUGCCCGAGCUCAACGCUACAGAAUUUCACCAUAUCGUGGAGAAAGGACAGGAUAAGCGCGUUGAGAUGUAUUCUGCAUUUGCAGAUCCAUUCGUAAAUCCAAACGUUUCCCGUAGCGAGCUAGCCAAGCUGCUGCGCGACAAGCAGAUCUCUGAUGUCUAUAUUGCGGGCCUGGCUGCGGAUUACUGUGUCAAAUACACAGCUCUCGAUGCGGCAAAGGAAGGGUUCAAAACCUGGGUCUUGCCGGAAGUGACAAAAGCUGUUGACCCGACAUCUCUAGAAGAUGUACAUAAAGGAUAUGAGACGGCCGGCAUCUCUCUCAUUACCGUGGACGCUACUCGUCAGCGCUUGGAAGGGGCCGGAACCUAAAGCAGAACCUGAAGUUAGACGCCAUGUGACGGUCAUUUGAGCAUACUGCAUACUUUGAUUGAAUCUGACCUACGGAAAGCGGCGCAGGCGGCUAGAUGAUACCCGAUGAAUUGGCAUAGCUCCUCUUCAUCACAGACAAACUAGAUAGACUUGUGUAUAAUUCAAGU